AUGCCUCACUUCUCGCGGCCCAGCAUACGUGACAGGGAUCUGGACCAUAUUCUGAACGAAACUCUUGGGUUUCAGCAUAUAUAUGCCAUUGGCCUGAAAGAACGCACGGAUAAGCGUGACUUCUUGACUGUGGCAGCCUCAGUCACAGGCUUCAAGGUUGAAUGGCUUGACGGGGUUCUUACAAAAGACCUACAGCAGAAAAGCUUACCUAAAGGAUACAACCUUACUACUGUCCAGCCUACCAUUAUUGGAUGUUGGCGAGCUCACAUGAAUGCAUUAAACAGGGUCAUCGAUAACUCGUAUUCUACUGCCUUGAUACUCGAAGAUGAUGCCGAUUGGGAUGUGGGAAUCAAGUCUCAACUACGUGAAUUUGCCCGAGGAAUUCAGUCUUUGAAAGGAAACAUUAAAGUGUCCAAGCAAGCUCCUUACGGAACUGAUUGGGACCUCCUCUGGAUUGGAGGAUGUGCAUCAGGCCCACAUGCGAACCAAACCCAGUUUUAUGCUAUACCAGAUGACCCCACCGUGCCAAGUGUCCAACGGCGUGCCACUUGGUCUGGCCCCCUUGACAGUUGGAAAGAGCAAUUUUCUGAAGACUCAACCCGGUUUAUCUACCGUGCUGAAGCAGGUUGUUGCACUUUUGGAUAUGCAGUCACUAACAGAGGCGCAAAAAAAAUCCUUACCGCCCUUGCUAUUGAGCACAUAGAGGCGCCCGUUGACAACGCUAUGUCUGAAUUGUGUGGUGGCCUCGGUGAUCGUGAACCAAUUGAUUGUUUCGCACCUUUCCCGAACCUUGUCGGUACAUAUAGACCAGCGGGUCCCGCAUAUCGAGACUCCGACAUAGCCAUUACUGGUGACGAAAGCAUUCAUGAGGAACAGGCUUAUAAUCUGGUAUAUAGCACACGUCGCAAUAUCCAUAGGUUGGUAGCUGGCGAGCCAACCGUCUUCUCGCAGUGGGGUGAAGAGUCACCGUGGUCACCGGGAGAAAUUCGCUUGCAAGACUUUGUUUAUCCUCGAGGCUAUCUUGUCAACUAG
This is a messenger RNA of Penicillium macrosclerotiorum, 1032 nucleotides long. Its product is annotated as putative LPS glycosyltransferase. The record is from RefSeq and is a predicted model, not a curated record. NCBI's taxonomy places the organism in Eukaryota, Fungi, Ascomycota, Eurotiomycetes, Eurotiales, Aspergillaceae. The transcript has 4 exons. The coding region runs from base 1 to 1032 and encodes 343 amino acids.